AGUCGGGACUUCUAUGAAGUAGCUAGCUGUCAACAAACUAAAGCAACCACAUUUCGUUUAUUUGGACUAUUUCUCACGCACAAGGGCAGCAUGCAUUGACGACGGACUUGAGAUAUAACGUAGAGAUGUUACAGAUUUUCUGAGUCAGGACCGACGAGGAAUGUUCAGGAAUUCUUUAUUGUAUUGUUGACUUACUAGCUCGGAAGUUAGCUAAGUUAGCCAGAGAGCUUAUUGAAUUUAACUAGCUGACAGCUAGUUUAGCUCCUCUCGCUGCCCUUACUUUUAUUCCUUUAUCUAAGGUACCGGCCACCAAAAUAGUCGUUUGGUGCCCCCAUAAGUUGCUGCCAUGGCUGACAGCAGCAUAGUGACUUUAGGGACAGCUCGGAGUCUGCUCGUGGAUUCUUUGGUCUAUGAUUCCAGGAUCGCCGAAACCACCAAGGACCAUGUAUUUCUGGGCAUGGCAUGUGAAGAUGGGGAAGAUAUGCUGCCAAAAGUGGAGACAAGGGUUGUUCUGGUGGGAGAAGCUGGCAGAAAUGGAGUGCUGGUCAAAGCACUGCAGGCCAUCAGAGUAAUGGAGGUACCGGUGGUAAAGAUAAGAGAAGGCGAGGCGGGUGCCGAGGAGAAAAUGAUGAUAAAAUCUAUAGUCAAUAUGGACAUCAGCAUCCCAUGCAUAAUGACAGACAACGUCCAGGAGUUUGGAGAUGGAGAUAACACUGAUUUUGAGACAGUGUUUGUCCUCACAGACUUUGAUUCUCCCGACUACAGCUACCUCUACAAACGUGACAACCGUAUCGUUGGGCCUCCUGUUGUGCUGCACUGUGCUGCAAAGGAGGAACCUCUACAGUUUUCAUGUCGUCCUCUCUACUCCACCACAAUGCUUAACCUGUCGCUGUGUUUCACUGGCUUCAGGAACAAAGAGGAAAUGAAGAACUUGGUGAAUCUGGUUCAUCACAUGGGUGGGACCAUCCGGAAAGAUUUCAGCACCAAGGUUACUCAUCUCAUUGCCUACUCCACUCAUGGAGAGAAAUACAGGCUGGCAGUGUGCAUGGGGACUCCCAUUCUCACUCCAUCGUGGAUUCACAAGGCCUGGGAAAGAAGAGAUGAUGUGCACUUUCAUGCAGGAGAAGAAGAGUUUCGAACAGAGUUCAAAGUGCCUCCGUUCCAGGACUGCAUCCUCAGUUUCUUGGGUUUCUCAGUUGAAGAGAAGGCCAACAUGGAGGAGAGGACUCUCAAACACGGUGGGAGUUAUCUUGAGGUUGGAGAUGAGAGGUGUACACACAUGGUAGUGGAGGAAAACUCAGUAAAGGAACUGCCGUUUUCUCCCUCCAAGAAACUGUUUGUGGUCAAACAGGAGUGGUUCUGGGGAAGCAUUCAGAUGGACGCUCGGGCUGGAGAGUCCAUGUACCUCUACGAGAAGAAUGACAGCCCAGCCAUGAAGAAGGCAGUGUCCCUCCUGUCCCUCACCACCCCCAACAGUAACCGUAAGCGUCGGCGUCUGAGGGAGACCCUGGCACAGCUCGCCAAGGAGACAGAGAUCUCCCCUUUCCCUCCACCACGCAAAAGGCCAUCAGCAGAGCACUCCCUGUCCAUGGGUUCUCUGCUGGACAUCUCUAACACCCCUGAGACAUGCAAGGCCUUGGCAGAGAGUUCAAAGCCAUCUAAGAGUUCCACUCCUGUUCUGUCCAAGCAGUCAGCCAGGUGGCAGGUCUCCAAGGAGUUCUACCAGACUGAGAGCAACUACGUAGACAUUUUAAGCACCAUCCUACAGCUUUUCAAGCUUCCAUUGGAAAAAGAGGGGCAAGUGGGUGGACCCAUCCUGGCCCAAGAAGAAGUGAAGACAAUAUUUGGCAGCAUCCCUGAAAUCUACGAGGUUCACACCAGAAUAAAGAGUGACCUUGAGGAGCUCCUGUCAGACUGGUCUGAGGACCGGAGUGUUGGAGAUAUCAUUCUCAAAUAUUCUAAAGAGCUGGUGAAGGCCUACCCACCCUUUGUCAACUUUUUUGAAAUGAGCAAGGAGACAAUUGUUCGGUGUGAGAAACAAAAGCCACGCUUCCAUGCUUUUCUCAAGAUCAAUCAGGCCAAGCCAGAGUGUGGUAGGCAGACACUAGUGGAACUGCUCAUCAGACCUGUACAGAGACUGCCUAGUGUGGCCCUUCUUCUUAAUGACAUAAAGAAGCAUACGUCAGAUGACAACCCGGACAAAAUAACACUGGAGAAAGCAAUUGAGUCUCUGAAAGAAGUCAUGACUCACAUCAAUGAGGACAAGAGGAAGACUGAAGGCCAGAAGCAGAUCUUCGAUGUUGUAUACGAAGUUGAUGGCUGUCCUGCCAAUUUGCUGUCUUCCCAUCGCAGUCUGGUUUACAGAGUAGAAACAAUCGCCCUGGGAGACCAGCCCUGUGACCGUGGAGAAAAUGUCACACUCUUCCUCUUCAAUGACUGCCUCGAGAUUGCGAGGAAGCGACACAAGGUGAUCAAUACGUUUAAGAGUCCGCUGGGACAGACGAGACCACCACCCCCGCUUAAACACAUCGCACUGAUGCCACUCUCCCAGAUCCGAAGAGUGCUAGACCUGCAGGACACAGAAGAGUGUGUGAAUGCAUUUGCCUUGGUGGUUCGCCCUCCAACUGAACAGGAGAACUUGUUGUUCAGCUUCCAACUGGCUGGAGAGGAAACAGUUAAAAGCGCCUGGCUGAGAACGCUUUGCCGCCAUGUCGCCAACACCAUCUGCAGGACUGAUGCGGAGGAUCUGAUUCAGUGUACAGACCCAGACUCACUGCAGGUCAGCACCAAGGAUAUGGACAGCACCCUGAGCAAAGCCUCCAGGGCCAUCAAGAAGACCUCUAAAAAGGUGACGAGAGCAUUUUCUUUCACGAAGACUCCGAAGCGUGUGAUCCAGAGGGCUUUCAUGGCCAGCAGUACUCCAGAAGAGAAAAGCCAGAGGCUGAGUUGUGAAAACCGCGUUGGCAGCAGCUCCACACUGGCGAUGUCUCGUUCUGCCUCCACGUUCAGUUUGAGUGAUACUGCCAAGAGCAGUGCUGUGGUACAGCGCUCUAACUCUCUGGACCAUCCUCCUGUCAGAGCCAGAGUCCCUGUCUGUAUACGCACCCCCUGCAGCCCAUCCCAUAGCCUCGGCCCUAACACUGGCGCUAAACUUAGCCAAAGCCUCUGCCCGGACUGCCCUAGCACUGGACAACCCAAGUCCAUUCUUCAUGCUCCGUCAUUGUCCCAACCAGCACAAGCCAAUUCAGGCCGUUCCAGCUCUAUUCCAGCUGCCCAAAACUCCACUCAGCUAAACUCCAAAAACUCCCAUCCAAAAUCUAGCCAGCAUGUGUCCAGACACCUACCCCCUGUAGGAUUCCAGCCAAGGUUUCCGGCACCUCAGCUGGUUAAUGUCAAAGACGGGACCUUUUCCAAGUCAUGCAGGGAUCCCCAAGUCCCCCUGGACCCACGAAAGGCUGCCCUGACCAGUCCUCGCAGGGAGACUCUGCUCUAAACCAUCGCUAAGCUCAGUGCUGGAAUCUGACGCACAUCAUUCUCCCUCCAUGGUCAAUCUGCCUUCCAUGUUUGAGAGGAAAUACCACACAUUCAGUCGUUCGACCACCCACCUUUUCUGAUUGGGAGCACCAGCAGGAGUCAUACCAUCUUUACCUUGACUGCUGCUAACAGCAAGUCUUAACCGGACAGGCGUAUGUGUAUAAAGUUAAAGCUACCUGUAAAUUAUGGCAAACUAGCAUUUGUCUAUACUGGAGCUCCUCAUAGAUUUUUCAAACCUACAGGAAGUGGCAUUUAGCCACAUUUGGAAAAAUGCACUGAAAAAUUCACAAUCGUCCAGCUACUGUUAGAGUGCUUCACAGCUGAAAUUUGGGCCCAGAAGGGUUAAAAAAUAAACCAGUUGUUUGUCAAUCUGAUGCCUAAUGUGAUGCAUUCAGCUGAUACCGCCCACAUCUGACAAGGCAGUAUGGUGUAUCUUUCCAAAUGCACAAUGCUUGAACUAAGACUGUUUUACUAAGAGCUAAUUGGAUCUGUACUGCACCAUGCUAGGGGCUACAGCUGUGUGGUCGCCAUUGGAAUGUAAGUUUGCCUUACCCUUAAAAAGAUGAAGGAUGCUCUGCUUUUUGUCUGCAGUUGUUAAUGGAUUAUUUUGAUUUAUUUGUUAAUAUACUUCAUCAAAUCUUGUGUUGAUAAGUUGCCUGUUUAGCUUCCUGGUUGGUUACCAUUGUUGGAAGUGUUAACACUAAAUAAAAAUCACAUCUUUUCUCUCAGUUUUAAAUAGGGACUUUGAGUUGUCCCCAGGUGUCCCUGGAUGCUAUUUUUAUUUCCUUGUGCUUUGGUAAAGUAAAAUAACAUUUAAUUUUGAGAUGUUUAGGUAUUUCUAUAUAACAAAUGCAGAUUGUUAAACUUUUUGUGUUUCUGACAUACUAAAGAUACAGGGUUGACUUCUCUUGCCCUUUACUUUGAGACUUUUUUUAAAUUAACCUACUCAGUAAGAGACCUUUAUAUUAACUGACAUUAAAUGUUUUAUUUUAGUGGGGUAGACUUAAUUUCACCUGAUAUAAUAAUAUGGUAAUUAUCCCAUCCUCAACAUUUAAAGCUAUGAUAGCUUCCAGCUUUUAUAAAGCUUGUAUUUGGCAUCCUUUAGAGAUUUGUUGAGGAGAACAAAAAGCAUUCCUGCUCUUGUUCCCUGUACGGCCAUUGAUGUUUUAAAAGAUCUUUUUAAAGUGUGUCUGUGCGUAUCUGUGUGUGUGUUUAAGAAGGAAGGCUGCGUCAGUGUACAUAUUUAUUCUUAAAGAAUCCUUUUUUUUUUUUCUGUUUCUUUUUCCUGUUGCUAUUUAUGUUGUUUUCUGCGUGUAUGUCUGUUUUUUCUGUAAUGCUGUUUUCAGUGAGCUCCAAUGGUCUCCUGUUGUUUCAUCUCUGUAUUAAAUGCACUUAAACAUGUACGUUAAGAUUUUUUUUUUUUUUUUUACUCCGGUGUAUUUGUCUUUUAUCACCAGAACAUUCUUAAAACAAUUCAGUUUAUUUGUAGGGGAUGCUGACUCAAUAUACCAAGUCGUUUGUGUCAAAAUAAAUAAUUUUAUUUCCUUUUUA
Epinephelus lanceolatus (giant grouper) is the source of this 5085-nucleotide messenger RNA. It is a transcript of the gene ect2, whose product is annotated as epithelial cell transforming 2. Gene Ontology annotation, biological process: regulation of cytokinesis, actomyosin contractile ring assembly; mitotic cytokinesis; intracellular signal transduction. The record is from RefSeq and is a predicted model, not a curated record. Lineage: Eukaryota; Metazoa; Chordata; Actinopteri; Perciformes; Serranidae. Gene Ontology annotation, cellular component: nucleus; cell cortex. Gene Ontology annotation, molecular function: guanyl-nucleotide exchange factor activity; GTPase activator activity.